Messenger RNA from Camelus dromedarius (Arabian camel), 1500 nucleotides. It is a transcript of the gene OLFM4, whose product is annotated as olfactomedin 4. The record is from RefSeq and is a predicted model, not a curated record. Lineage: Eukaryota; Metazoa; Chordata; Mammalia; Artiodactyla; Camelidae. The coding region runs from base 371 to 1465 and encodes 364 amino acids. Gene Ontology annotation, biological process: signal transduction. The transcript is spliced from 5 exons.
CUCUGACUUCUACGCCAUAACCACCGCUGAGUCCAGCUGGUCCACCCCCACCUCUGGCUCCAGCCUUUUCAUCCCCACUUCUGGCUCCAGUCCAUCCAUCCCUACCUCUGGCUCCGACUGGUCCAGCUCCAGCUCCCAGUCCCAGUCCUUUUCUAAUUUCACCGGCUCCACGGAUGAGCGCGGGAUCUGCCAGUGCUCCGUCGUCCUGCCAGACACCACCUUUCCCGUGGAGAGAGUGGAACGCUUGGAGGUCACAGCUCAAGCUAUCUCCAAGAAGUUCAACAAAGAGCUUUCUAAAGUGAAGGAAUAUGUCCAGUUAAUCAGCGUGUAUGAGAAGAAACUCUUCAACCUAACUGUCCGAAUAGAGAUUAUGGAAAAAAAUUCCAUUUCUUACACGGAACUGGACUUUGAACUGAUCAAGAUAGAAGUGAGGGAGAUGGAGAAACUGAUUAAACGGCUGAAGGUCGGUUUUGUUGGAAGCACAGUGAUUGUUGACCAGCUGGAAAUAGAGAUAAGGAAUAUGACUCUCCUGGUAGAGAAACUCGAGACGCUAGACAAAAACAAUGUUCUUGCCAUUCGCCGAGAAAUCCUGGCUCUGAAGAACCGGCUCAAGGAAUGUGAGGCCUCUAAAGAGGAAAUUGGCCCCACUCCUCCGGCUCCAGGGAGCUGUGCUCACGGUGGUGUGGUGAACAUCAGCAGACCAGAUAUAGUUAAGCUCAACUGGAGAGGGUUUUCCUAUAAGUAUGGUGCCUGGGGGAGGGAUUACUUGCCCCAGCAUCCAGGCAAAGGGCUGUACUGGGUGGCACCUUUGGAUACAGAUGGGAGAAUUUUGCAAUAUUACAGACUUUACAAUACAAUGGAUGAUUUGCUAUUGUACACAAAUGCCCAGCAGAAUCGGAUUACCUAUGGCCAAGGCAGUGGUAUAGCAGUUUACAAGAACAGCAUGUAUGUGAACUGGUACAACACGGGGAACAUUGCCAGAGUUAACCUGACCACCAACAAGGUUGCUCGGACUCAAACUCUCCCGAAUGCUGCCUACAAUAACCGCUUUUCGUAUGCUAAUGUUGGUUGGCAAGAUAUUGACUUGGCUGCGGAUGAGAAUGGAUUGUGGGUGAUUUACGCCACUGAAGCCAGCACUGGUAACAUGGUGAUUAGUAAACUCAACGACACCACACUUGAGGUGCUAAACACUUGGCAGACCAGGCAGUAUAAACCAUCUGUGACUAAUGCGUUCAUGGUGUGUGGGGUUCUGUAUGCCACCCGUACUCUGAACACCAGAACAGAAGAGAUUUUCUACUACUAUGACACAAACACAGGGAAAGAGGGCAGACUAAGCAUUGUCAUGCAGAAGAUGAUGGAAAACUUGCAGAGUAUUAACUAUCACCCUUUCGAGCAGAAACUUUUUGUCUAUAACGAUGGUUAUCUUCUGACUUACGAUCUUGUCUUCCAGCAAAAACCCCAGUAAACUUUUAUGUGUUCAGGUGAGAGAGAGAAAAAUUU